This is a messenger RNA of Stegodyphus dumicola, 1171 nucleotides long. Its product is annotated as cuticle protein 14-like. Gene Ontology annotation, molecular function: structural constituent of chitin-based larval cuticle. Lineage: Eukaryota; Metazoa; Arthropoda; Arachnida; Araneae; Eresidae. Gene Ontology annotation, cellular component: chitin-based extracellular matrix. The record is from RefSeq and is a predicted model, not a curated record.
ACAUUCUGAAAGGAAAACACCUGUUGUGGCCCUUCGAUGACCAAGGUAUAUAAACUGCAGUGAGCGUCCGAAGUAUCCACAGCAGUUGUUUCAGCUUUGAUCAACAGCAAGCUCAACCAUGCAGAUCCUCAUCUUGUUCGCUCUCGUGGCCGCUUCCCAGGCAGCUGCAGUCCUCCAUCAUCCUGCGGUUAUUAGUUCAGGCGCUAGCAGUCAAUACAGAAGCCAAGAUAGCUUAGGUGGCUACAACUUUGGCUACGAUGAGGGCCACCUUAGUGGGGGAUCCUUCCGAAAAGAAUCUGGAGAUGGCCAUGGCAAUGUUGCUGGUUCUUACGGACUGAGAGAUGCUGAUGGACGUGUUCGUGUUGUUAACUACGUUGCUGAUGCUGCUGGAUUCCGUGCCGAAAUCAAGAGCAACGAACCAGGCGUAGAGCCCAAAGAUCCCGCUCAUGCUUCAAUCAACAAGGCUGGUCUCGCUGUAGCACCCGCACAUCACAUAGCCUAUGCUGCUCCUGCUCUGGCAGCGGCACCUGCACAUAUAGCCUACGCUGCUCCAGCUCAUUUAGCAUAUGCUGCACCAGCUCCAGUAGCAUAUGCUUCUCACCAUUUAGCUGCCCCUCACUACGGAUAUGCCUACCACUAUUAAACAUUCAGUAUACAGAACAAAUGAAAAACUUAAUGUAAAAUAAUUCAUACCUCUGAAUGAAAAGAGAAAUAAUGAUUUAUGUCUUCUUUUCUUUCUACUACAUUCUACUUAUUAGCUUUUCCUAGAAAACUCCUUUUGUUUAUCUUUAGGCAGGAGACAUUUCUCUGAAGUCAAACUAUGUAAGGAAGAUCCUUUAAUUUUCUUUCGACAAAUAAGCUCUUACUAUGGGUAGCUAGUCAAAGUUGUCUUAUCAUAUCAGAAAACGAUCUUAAGGUACAAUGUUUCCAGUCAAGCUUACCACGUUAAGCUAAUAUUUAUUUAGACUUGCAAGUCCAUCUCAACAGCCAUUUUUUUCCUUUCAUUUCCUGAAGUUUCAUUGAACUUUGUGUUCAUAUCAAAUUUCUAUGUUGUUAUACGUUCGCCUUAUUCAGAAUAACUAAAUUUCAAGAACGUAUGUUUCUUGAUGUUUAUUUAUGUGCCAUUGAUUUUAUCAUGCUUCUGAAGAAAAUAAAAUGCAUUUCAACAGCA